This is a messenger RNA of Balaenoptera acutorostrata (minke whale), 3110 nucleotides long. It is a transcript of the gene SLC6A12, whose product is annotated as solute carrier family 6 member 12. The coding region runs from base 321 to 2213 and encodes 630 amino acids. The transcript is spliced from 17 exons. Lineage: Eukaryota; Metazoa; Chordata; Mammalia; Artiodactyla; Balaenopteridae. Gene Ontology annotation, biological process: neurotransmitter transport; sodium ion transmembrane transport. Gene Ontology annotation, cellular component: plasma membrane. Gene Ontology annotation, molecular function: gamma-aminobutyric acid:sodium:chloride symporter activity. The record is from RefSeq and is a predicted model, not a curated record.
GAGGGAGCACAGGGGUGGGGACGGCAGGGCGGCCUGUGCCCCGGGGGGCAUCGAGGGUGCGGGCGGCCCACGGGGUGUGAAGGACUCGACGGGGGUCAUGUUUUGGUGCCGUGCACACAGGUAUGUGUGUGCAAGGGGACGUGACGGGAGCGGCAACAGCGUGUGUGCUGAACGGGCACUGGGAGACUUAAAGCCCAGAGAGGAGGUGUGAUUUGCCUAAGGUCACACAGCAACGUGGCCGCUCAGCUCCCCAGUUACUGUACUGGCUGCGCCUCUCCUGCCAUCCUGCCCACUCCCAUCUGUGGCCUCCCAGCCCGUCCAUGGCUGCAGACGACAGAAAAGUGGCAGUUCCCAAGGAUGGGCCUUCUGUGGUCUCCUGGGUCCCUGAGGAGGGAGAGAAGUUGGACCAGGAAGGCAAGGACCAGGUGAAGGAUCGGGGCCAGUGGAGCAACAAGAUGGAGUUCGUGCUGUCCGUGGCCGGGGAGAUCAUCGGGCUGGGCAACGUCUGGAGGUUUCCGUACCUCUGCUACAAAAACGGGGGAGGAGCCUUCUUCUUCCCCUACUUCAUCUUCUUCUUCACCUGCGGCAUCCCAGUGUUCUUCCUGGAAGUGGCGCUGGGCCAGUACACCAGCCAGGGCAGCGUCACAGCCUGGAGGAAGAUCUGCCCCCUCCUCCAGGGCAUUGGCCUGGCGUCUGUGGUCAUCGAGGCCUAUCUGAACGUCUACUACAUCAUCAUCCUCUCCUGGGCCCUCUUCUACCUGUUCAGCUCCUUUACCUCCGAGCUGCCCUGGACCGCCUGCACCCACUCCUGGAACACAGAGGGCUGCGUGGACUUCCUGAACCGCUCGGCAGCCAGCGCAGCGGCCCCGCCCGUGAACUUCACCUCCCCCGUCAUGGAAUUCUGGGAGAGACGUGUUCUGGGCCUCAGCUCCGGCAUCCACGAACUGGGGGCCCUGCGCUGGGAGCUGGCCCUCUGCCUCCUGCUUGCCUGGGUCGUCUGCUACUUCUGCAUCUGGAAGGGGGUCAAGUCCACGGGCAAGGUUGUCUACUUCACAGCCACGUUCCCCUACCUGAUGCUGGUCAUCCUCCUGAUCCGAGGCGUCACCCUGCCUGGAGCCUACGAGGGCAUCAUCUACUACCUGAAACCAGAUUUGCUUCGGCUCAAGGACCCCCAGGUGUGGAUGGACGCGGGCACCCAGAUCUUCUUCUCCUUCGCCAUCUGCCAGGGGUGCCUGACGGCCCUGGGCAGCUACAACAAGUACCACAACAACUGCUACAGGGACAGCAUCGCCCUCUGCUUCCUGAACAGCGCCACCAGCUUCGUGGCGGGGUUUGUGGUCUUCUCCAUCCUGGGCUUCAUGUCCCAGGAGCAGGGGGUGCCCAUCUCUGAGGUGGCCGAGUCAGGCCCUGGUCUGGCCUUCAUUGCCUUCCCCAAGGCUGUGAGCAUGAUGCCCCUGUCCCAGCUGUGGUCCUGCCUCUUCUUCAUCAUGCUCAUCUUCCUCGGGCUGGACAGCCAGGCAGCUCCGGAAGAGCGGGCGGCGGGAGCUCCUGAUCCUCGCCAUCGCGGUCAUUUGCUACCUGCUCGGGCUCUUCCUGGUCACCGAGGCCUGGAGCAGGGAGGGGCGCACACUCAGAGUGAGGUGGCCGCAACUCGGCAACUUCCGGAAGGUGGGAUGCUGGACAGACAGCACAGUGGCGGGAUGUACAUCUUCCAGCUGUUUGAUUAUUACGCCUGCAGUGGCACGUGCCUGCUGUUCCUUUCCGUGUUUGAAGUGAUCUGCAUCGGCUGGGUGUAUGGGGCCGACCGUUUCUAUGACAACAUGGAGGACAUGUUUGGCUACCGGCCGUGGCCCCUGGUGAAGAUCUCCUGGCUCUUCCUGACCCCGGGCCUUUGCCUGGCCACUUUCCUCUUCUCCUUGAGCAAGUACACACCUCUCAGAUACAACAACGUCUACGUGUACCCAGCCUGGGGCUACUUCAUCGGCUGGUUCCUGGCGGGCUCCUCCAUGGGCUGUGUCCCACUCUUCAUCGCCGUCGCCCUCCUGAAGGCCCAGGGUUCCUUCAAGAAGCGCCUGCGGCAGCUCGUCACCCCUGACCCCAGCCUGCCACAGCCCAAGCGAUACCUGUGUCUGGACGGUGGCAGCAGCCAGGACUGCGGGCCCUCCCCAACGAAGGCAGGUCUCAUGGCUGGGGAGAAGGAGACGCACUUGUAGGAUGUGGCCGGAAACCAGGUGGCUACUGAGCCAGGAAGCUGGGUCAGGGCCCCCGUGCCCCCGGCGGACAGCCUUCACCUCUGCCCCCUCCCGCAGCCCUGCCGAGAAGCUCUGUGAUGUCCGUGGGCAGCCCCUCCCGGUGGGCUAGAGACGGUGCCGCCGGAGCCUGCCGUGCCUGUUGGAACACCCCGUCUUAUCUGUGAAGGCGGAGGUCUUUGUGGAGCCCACCGUCUGGUUAGAACAGCUGCAGUGUGCAAUAGCGGGACCGCCCAGUGUAGCGAGGCUUCCUCUUAGCACUUGCGAUCUCUGUGCUUGGGGAGGGUAGCGCCCGUAGAGAUACACGCCACGUUGCAUGUGACAGCUGAACACCCCACGCUGGAUCCUGACGCUCCACUGGAGGGCUCCCUCACCUGGCUUAGUGUCCUGGAGCCCGCGGGAAGGAACCAGAGAAACGGCCACCGUUGUCUUGCGUUUUCGCGGAGGUGGUGUCUCAAGGUGUCCCCAGCUCCAGCCCUAGUUCCACGCCGGCCUUGCAGUGCUGUCCUUAACACACAGAACAAUGGGGUGGCAGGGGCUCAGGAUGGCCCCUGCACUUGGCAAAUAGGCACGACCACGGGCCUGCACCCAGGACAGACGUGGCUAGUCGAUCUCAGGUUCUUCCCCAGCUGAUAGCCUUCCAAAGACAGUGUCCCCGGCAGCUCCGUUUGCCAUCCUGCCUUUGUCCCGACCCCGACUUCAUGGAUGAGGAAACUGAGGAACCCAAGAGACAAAAUGAUUUUUCGAGUUCAUGAAGCUCCUCGGGGCCAGAGACACGACUAAAGCCGGGUCUCCUGCUCUCAGGCCGGUGUCCCUCCCACUGCCCCCUCCUGCCUUGUUAACAAGCACCCAUGGAUCGCC